GCAGUGCUUUCCACUGCUAGACUUGAACUGGACGCGAGCGGAAUUAAGAAACAAAUUGGCACAACGGUGGCACUCGAGCCGUUUUAUGAGAGACGCGGCAGACUUUAGGGCACGAAAGGACAAAAAUUAUACAACUUUGUUGAUAAUUAAAUUUGCCAAAGGGAGAGAUGGUCUGCUUAGGAUAUUUGUUAAGCCAGGUACUGUUGCUGGUCCUGGCGGAUGCUGAGAAGCUUCAUCACAACAGGGAUUUCUCUGAUAUCCAGCAGCCCUCCAACAAUCAAGCAAGGCCUAUCCAAACUCUUCAGUCUGCUAAGGAAUAUUUAUCUAAGUAUGGAUGGAUUAAACCUGUAAACUGGGAUUACCUAGAGCAUGAAAAGGAAGAAGAUACUGUCCCCCCAGAUAUAUUUGCGCCUUUAAUAGAAGGAUAUGUAAAGAGCCGUAAUGUAGAGAAAUCAUCUACCACAGAACCCACAAUGGACUCAGGUUUUAACAAGGCACUUAAACGUUUCCAAGAAGUGAACAAGUUGCCAGUAACAGGCAUCCUCGAUGAUGCCACAAAAACAGCAAUGAAUCGACCAAGAUGUGGUGUUCCCGAUUAUAAAGUUUCACAAAAUGACGAUGACCCUGGUGACAAGGAAGAAAUAAAGUCCAACUCAGAAAAUAAUACAAGUGACAGUAAUGGUGUAUACAACAAGAGCACUGUGGAGGUGAAUGGCACCAACAUUACCAAUAGCAGCAGCAUAGACUUCAAUCGGACACAACAUUUUCUUCAAAAACUGGUCGAGCACUCACGUAAAAAAAGAAGUGAUACGGACUAUAUUGACAACAGCAUCCCAGGCCUGGGGUUCUCUAAGCCAGUGCUGAAAUGGAGACUACUUGGCGAGGGAUACAGCACUAGGCUUCCUCCAGGUGACCAGAGGGAAACACUGAAACAAGCUUUCCGAAGAUGGAGCGAGGUGAUUCCUUUAAACUUUGAAGAGGACCUGAGAACAAAUGCUAAUCAAAUAGAUAUUAAGCUGGGAUUUGGCACUCGAAAACAUCUUGGGUGCUCCCAGGUGUUCGAUGGCACAGGACAAGUGUAUGCACAUGCUUGGCACCUCGGAGAUGUUCAUUUUGAUGAUGAUGAACACUUUGUGAUACCAAAAAAUGAUCAAGGAAUAAGCUUGCUGAAGGUAGCAGUCCAUGAAAUUGGCCAUGUCCUUGGACUUUCCCAUAUCAACAGGCCGGGGUCAGUAAUGCAGGCCAAUUACAUCCCAGAGGACACAAACUUGGAGCUUGACUGGAUGGACAGAAAAGCAAUUCAGCAAAUCUACGGUUCCUGUGAGAACAGUUUCAGCACUGUGUUUGACUGGGUCUACACAGAGAGGAGCCUCUCGGGGGAUCUGGUUUAUCGUUUCAAUACCUACUUUUUCCGGAAUAGUUGGUACUGGAUGUAUGAGAACCGGAACAACAGGACACGCUAUGGAGACCCUAAUCUACUGACUUUAGGCUGGCGGGGGCUACCUUCCAGUAACAUUGACGCCUUUGUCCACGUGUGGACAUUAAACAAGGAUUAUACUCUUUUCUUUAAAGGUACACAGUACUGGAGAUACAAUAAUGAAAAGGACGAAGCCUACAAAGACGAUCCAGAAGGUGGAGUGUACCCGAAGCUGAUCAGUGAAGGAUUUCCUGGUAUUUCUAGCCCCAUUGACACUGCUUACUUUGACAAAAGAGAUCACAACAUCUAUUUUUUCAGAGGAAAUGACGUCACGGCAUUCAAUGUGGAUUACAACAGUAAGGUUGCUGGAUAUCCCAAAAGGAUUGUGGAUGUCUUUCCUCCAGUGUCAUCCAAUGACCACCCAGUAGGAAACCUGGAUGCUGCCUACUUUUCCUACUACUAUCAGGCUAUUUACUUCUUCAAGGAUAACAUUUUCUGGAGAGUGGUGGAUGAGAAGGACAAAACAGUAAACCAUUCUUUGCCUCACAAUGGCUUGUUUCCUAAUCAAAGAAUCAAAGACCAGUGGUUUGACAUUUGUGAUGUUCACCCAUCCAUGAUGAACACAGCGUCAAGUAGUAAAAUUAACAAUUAAUUGUAGAAAACUCUAACGAGUACAAUGCUACUAAAAUUCAUGUUAACACUGCCUCAUUUGAAAAUUCAAUUUCAGAAGAUGUCAGGAAAGAUUCUCCCACUGGAUGAGCAGCCGUAUUCUGCCAUUUACAUAAGACAUACAAGUAAAAUACAAUAAUUGACACACUUUCUUGUUGAAUGGAGAGACAAAACAAUAAACUGGGCAUCUUCUAGGCAAGAAUUCAAGAAUACAAUUAUAAGGUUGCUGUACUCCACCUACAGACAGAGAGAAAGAAAAAGGUAGCUAGGUAGUUCAGUGGCCUGGUUACAUGGAAUUGCAUAAAUAACACUGCACAACAAUUUAUUUUCUUGCUUCCUGAAAAGUUGCUGAUUGUGACAGGUACCUACUG
Molecule: messenger RNA, 2457 nt
Organism: Polypterus senegalus (gray bichir)
Lineage: Eukaryota; Metazoa; Chordata; Cladistia; Polypteriformes; Polypteridae
Product: matrix metalloproteinase-21-like
Exons: 8
Coding region: 168-2069 (633 amino acids)
Biological process (GO): collagen catabolic process; proteolysis; extracellular matrix organization
Cellular component (GO): extracellular matrix
Molecular function (GO): zinc ion binding; metalloendopeptidase activity
Source: RefSeq, a predicted model, not a curated record